Peronospora belbahrii is the source of this 534-nucleotide messenger RNA. NCBI's taxonomy places the organism in Eukaryota, Oomycota, Peronosporomycetes, Peronosporales, Peronosporaceae. The record is from the annotation of a GenBank genome assembly.
AUGGGCAAGUCGGACGUGUAUAGCUCUCCAAUUGUGUUUUCCCAAUUAGAUUUGAGGGUAGGCAAGAUCAUUGAAGUGAAGGCGCAUCCAAACUCAGAGCGCCACUAUAUAGAAAAAGUGGAUAUUGGCAAGGGUGAGGAGCUUGAGAUGGUCAUGGAGCAUCAGCCAUAUUUUGCCGAGGAGGAGUUGCUUGGUCGUAAGGUCGUCGUACUGUGCAACCUCAAGAUGGUCAAGGUGGUGCGAACGCGCUCCACGGGCGGUAUCCUCUUGGUAACCAACGACAAAGGAAAGGUGGAGCUGCUAGAACCAAGCCCGGAGGCUGAGGUUGGUGAACGCGUGUACGCGAGCGGCGAAGAGCAGCAAGAGCCGGUGACCCCCAUCCAGAUGAAGAAAAACAAGGUAUGGGAGACGCUGUGCAAGGACAUCAAGACCAAUAACAAGUGCGAGGUCAUGUAUUUGGACCGGUUUCCGGUGCGCUCCCGGUCGGGUCCUGUGCGCGUUGAGUCGCUGAAGAAGGUGCUUGUAACCAAAUAA